UGUGCUAGAAGUGUGUAUGCAGUUGAGUCCUGAGCUAGCCUCAUGGGCCUGGGUUCAGGGUCAGUUCCUUCUCUGUAAAGAAGGAGAGCACUGCCUAGAGUUUUUUUGAUUACUCUGUGCAGUGAUGAGGAAGCUUCUAAGUGUGCAGCUGCUGCUGAUAAUGGUGUGAGUGUUGCAGAUCACCUGGAUGGUAUUGUGGUAACGUUGUUUCCACCAUGGUGAAGCAUUAGAACUUCUGGAGCCUACUUAAUCAGAGACUGUUGAGGAGCAGAGGGGGAGACUGCUCCCAUGAAUGCUGUGCAGGUGUGUCACUACACAGAGGUGUCUAUCUGAGACAAUGGGGCAAGUGGCCUACUUAAGAGAGAGUGCUAGUGAAGAUGACAUGUACAGUACACCUGUGGGUGAUAUUGAAAAGAUGAGUGGUUCUCUUACAUUCUCUGUUUUAUUUCACAACGUCGUUAAAUAUAAUGUGCUUUGUGUGCUGUUAUCUAGGCUUCUUUUUCAAUCUAUAUAAUGGGAACGUGUUUCUACCAUAAAUUCAAGCUUAAUUGGGUAGAAGUUAUUUUGCAGGUUUAGUUUACUUUUGUUAAGCUUUUCAUUUAUUUUCUUUCUUUGAGAAUGAUACAAAAUAGCUUUUGCAGACUGCACAGCAAAAAAAAAAAAAAAUAAUUAAAAAAUAAAUGAAAGCUUGGCUUAUGAAUUUUUUCCCCUCCAAAACAGCCCCCUUCCGCGUUUGAAGUACUGCUUCUAGUAGCUGCUGCAGAUUUGCUCUAUGUAGAUGCAGCAGGACAAAUACAUUCCUACAUGUGUGAAAAAAAUGCAGACUAUAUUCUUGUUCUUCUCAGAGGUUAUGGUGUAUAUAUACUUUAACUGGGCCAAGGAAACUACUUAAUAAAUCUCCAAAUAAUGCCAAUGUAAACAGGUUAUUUUUGAAUGGAAGAUAUGUCCGGGAUUCCAGGACAAGGAGAAUGCUGUGUGCAUUGAAUUCUACUACUUGUGUGCACUUGUUUUUUCUUUCUUUUUUUAAUUUGGAGUUACCAUGAAGCUUUUGUGGGUGGAGACAUGCUUACUUCUUUACCAUCACUCCCACCAAUUUAAUCUGGGAGGGAAGUAAGUGACAAAGAAUGAAAGGAAGUUGUAGUGGAUCCAAAAACUGAUCCUUGAAAGAAGCAUUCAAAUUGUUUGAGUUUACUUAUUAUCUGUUGCAAUAUGUCUGAUCUCUUGUGUUCGCUGUUCCUGUCAAAUCUGCAGUUUAGUUAAAGCAUGAGUCCAUGAUGUAUGCUAUGUUUUACUUUUCACAUUGGCAUUGUACUCAUAUCCCUUUAUUCAAGUUUUUGUUAGUAGCUUUGGAUUUCUUUUAUUUGUGCAAGGCUUACAACUUAAUACAACAUAUAACUUUGUUAUAAAGAAAGGGUCAACUAUAAAAAAUAAAAUCAGUUACAAAUAUAGAGAAGGGCUGGCCAUGUACUGCUGUGAGCAGUUUACCAACUGAGGCACAAAUUACACUUGACUGCUUGAGCAUAAACUGAUUGCGAAUCCCUGCAACAACAGUGUAGUCUUCUGAUGUGAAUUCUGUAGCAGUUCCCAAAACAGAGGUAGGAGAACUCCAAGUGGAAUUGAAGUCCAGAUGAAAUCCAGUUGAAAAAGUCAACAGCUGUGGGACUGACAAUCCAGAAAGAGCAGUUACUAGCAACUACUGAAAUAGAAAAUGUACUGCAUUGUUGUCAUAAAAACACUUUGCCACAGUAUACUCUGCUGUGGUAAGUCCUAUUGUGGGAACAGAAAGUAACCAAAGAACGAGUAUGUCAUAGAUUUUGAACUAGAAUAUAACUGAGUGUUUUCAUGUGAUUUGAAGAUCACAAUUUAUUGCACUGCUGGAAGCUGUGCCUCCAAAAACAUCCUCCAGUGCAGAAGAUCAUGUGCCCUUGUUCUUGUUGAUUUAACUGCCACCCAGCUUGCUUUGGAGGACUAACUUUUUUGUAGGGUUGACAAGAACCCAUUGAUUCUCUUAAUUCAUUCUUUAUCUCCCAUUUCUGAGGGUAGAUGAUGAGCUGUUCUCAUGCUCCUGACAUUUCUAGAAUAGAAUCGGAGAAUGGCCUGGGUUGGAAGGGAUCUCAAGGAUCAUGAAUCUCCAACCCCCCUGCCACAGGCAGGGCCACCAACCUCCCCAUUUAAUACCAGACCAGGCUGCCCAGGGCCCCAGGCUGCUCUGGGCGAUUUUGUGAACUGAACAGACAAUUUUGUGAAUGUGUUCUUGUGUUAUCAAUACAAAUCACCGUUAGUGAUGAAGUUGGCUGCAAGCCUGCAUCGAUUCAGGUACUUGGCUGCAUUUUGUAUUUAGUUCUGUAGCGAAUGCGAAAGUUCUAGCUGACCUGCACUUCUGUCCCUCUUGCCUUGCUGCUGAGAAUCUCUGCAGAUUUUAAUUGUUCACAUUUUGCUGCUAUUUACUUUGGAAGAUAAAAUAUUUACAGAAUUAUUAUGAAACUUUUGUUCAUUUAAAAAUAUUCCUGGUCAGUAUGACCGGAGCUGAAAAGGACACAUUGAUCCUGUGACUUCAAUAAAUACAUAGAUUCCGUAUAUUGUUUCUCAGUAGCCUGUUAAAUCAUGCGUGUCGGUGCACAUAUGAAUACAUAAAUAGCAAAGGUUUAUCUAGCUUAGUCUCUGGCCUACAGAAAUGGCCAUAAACCAAAGCUGAGGGAAGAGGGAGAGCACAGUCAAUGUAGGUGACACUGACUGCUAAUUGGGUUAUUAUCAGCUAGAUAACAACUUGGGUCAGAUGCCAGGUCAGCAUAACCUGGGCGAAACCAAUCUCAUCUGUGGCAGGACCAUGUACCAGCAGCCAGCCAUGACCCAAUCUAGGAAAGCAAGUAACACAUCUAUUUUAAAUUUAUUGUAAAUGCUGAAGUAGGAGUGUUUUACGGUGAAACAUUGAAACUUCUGCUCAAUCAAAGGUUUUUUUAUCAGAGAUGCCAAAGUAAUACUUGAUUUUCUUUACUCCCUGUGAAGAGAAGUUAUGAUUGCAGAAAGAGAAGUGUUUACAUAAACUGAUAAAAAACUUGAGAAUUCAGCAGAAAACAGCCACGUGUUCCUGAACAUUCUUCCAUAAAAGUCUCGCCGUGCCUGGCAGAGCCCUAUUCACCUUCGCUAUGAGGGGGAUCAUACUAGCACUAGUGCUCACCCUUGUGGGCAGCCAGAAGUUAGACAUUGACCCAGGAUUCAGUAGCAGGAAGAGUUACCUGUACAGCUAUGAAGGUUUUAUGUUGAAUGGGCUUCAAGAAAGAAGUUUGGGCAAAGCUGGUGUGCGCUUGAGCAGCAAGCUAGAGAUCAGCGGGCUAUCAGAGAAUGCUUACCUCCUCAAGGUCCGUUCUCCACAAGUGGAGGAAUACAAUGGGGUCUGGCCCAGGGAUCCCUUCACUCGAUCUUCCAAAAUCACCCAAGCGGUCUCAUCAUGUUUCACCCGGCCCUUCAAAUUUGAAUACAGCAGUGGACGGGUUGGAAGCAUUUAUGCCCCAGAAGACUGCCCAGAUCUGUGUGUUAACAUAGUGAGAGGAAUACUGAACAUGUUGCAGAUAACCAUUAAAAAAUCACAGAACGUCUAUGAAUUACAAGAGGCUGGAAUUGGAGGUGUUUGCCACACAAGGUACGUCAUCCAGGAAGACAGAAAGAAUAGCCGAGUAUCUGUUACCAAAACUGUGGACUCAAAUAAUUGCCAGGAAAAGGUGCAAAAAAGUGUUGGGAUGGCUUACAUCUAUCCCUGCCCCGUGGACAUGAUGAAGGAAAGGCUCACCAAAGGGACUGCUGCUUUCUCCUACAAGCUGAAGCAGUCAGACAGCGGCACGCUGAUCACAGAGGUUGCAUCUCAGCAGGUGUAUCAGAUCUCCCCAUUCAGUGAGCCCACUGGGGUGGCUGUCAUGGAAGCAAGACAGCAGCUCACCUUGCUGGAGGUGAGAAGUGAGCGGGGCAGUGCCCCAGACAUCCCCAUGCAGAGCUAUGGCAGCCUUCGCUACCACUUCCCAGCUGUACUGCCACAGAUGCCACUUCAGCUGAUCAAGACAAAAAACCCUGAGCAACGGAUAGUAGAAACACUGCAGCACAUAGUCCUGAAUAACCAACAAGAUUUCCAUGACGAUGUUGCAUACAGAUUCUUAGAGCUGGUCCAGCUUUGCCGGAUAGCAAGUGUUGACACUCUUGAGUCUGUCUGGAGACAAGUUUCAGAUAAACCUCGUUACAGGCGAUGGCUCCUGAGUGCAGUUUCUGUGAGUGGCACCACCGAAGCAUUAAAAUUCCUGAAGACCAGAAUUCGCAAUGAUGACCUCAACUACAUUCAGACCCUUCUAACUGUUUCUUUGACUCUCCAUUUGAUGAAAGCUGAUGAACACACACUUCCACUAGCAGCAGAUUUAAUGACCAGCUCUCGAAUUCAGAAAAAUCCUAUGCUUCAGCAAGUGGCCUGCUUGGGAUAUAGUUCUGUAGUCAACAGAUACUGUUCUCAGACCUCAGCAUGUCCUAAAGAAGCUCUUCAGCCCAUCCAUGACCUUGCAGAUGAAGCAAUCAGCAGGGGCCGUGAAGACAAAAUGAAAUUAGCUCUGAAGUGCAUUGGCAACAUGGGAGAACCAGCCAGCUUAAAGCGUAUCCUGAAGUUCCUUCCAAUAUCUUCAUCCAGUGCUUCUGAUAUCCCAAUCCACAUUCAGAUAGAUGCCAUCAUGGCCUUGAGAAAGAUAGCUUGGAAGGAUCCCAAAACAGUGCAGGGCUAUCUCAUUCAGAUCCUUGCAGACCAGUCGCUUCCCCCUGAGGUGCGAAUGAUGGCUUGUGCUGUUAUCUUUGAGACAAGGCCUGCCCUUGCUUUGAUCACGACGAUAGCUAACGUGGCAAUGAAGGAAAGCAAUUUGCAAGUGGCCAGUUUUGUAUAUUCCCACAUGAAGUCUUUGUCAAAGAGCAGAUUGCCAUUUAUGUACAACAUAUCUUCAGCUUGCAACAUUGCCCUUAAGCUGCUAGCUCCCAAACUGGACAGGCUGAGCUAUCGGUACAGCAAGGUCAUUCGAGCAGGCAGUUACUUUGAUAACUAUAGAGUUGGUGCUGCUGGAGAAAUCUUUGUUAUGAACAGUCCAGGAACUAUGUUCCCAUCAGCAAUAAUUUCCAAAUUGAUGGCAAAUUCUGCAGGUUCAGUGGCUGAUCUGAUAGAGGUUGGCAUCCGAGCGGAAGGCCUCACAGAUGUCAUAAUGAAAAGAAACAUCCCGUUUGCUGAAUAUCCCACAUACAAGAAGAUAAAGGAGCUUGGAAAAGCUCUGCUGGGAUGGAAAGAGCUGCCAACAGAAACGCCCUUGAUAUCAGCCUACUUGAAAAUACUUGGACAAGAAGUGGCCUUCGUCAACAUCAACAAGGAAGUCUUGCAACAGGCCAUGAAGACUGUAGUGGAACCUGCUGAUCGAAACACGGCAAUGAAGAGAAUCACCAGCCAGAUCCGCAACGGCAUUGCAGGGCAGUGGACGCAGCCAGUGUGGAUGGGAGAGCUGCGAUACGUGGUUCCCAGCUGCCUCGGACUGCCGCUGGAGUACGGGUCCUACACCACUGCCCUGGCACGAGCUGCAGUCAGCGUUGAUGGAAAGAUGACUCCACCUUUAACUGGAGACUUUAGACUUUCUCAGUUGCUUGAAUCCACCAUGCAGAUUCGGUCUGACUUAAACCCCAGUUUAUACAUGCAUACAGUUGCAACGAUGGGUGUCAACACAGAAUACUUUCAACAUGCUGUUGAAAUUCAAGGCGAGGUCCAGACAAGAAUGCCAAUGAAGUUUGAUGCCAAGAUAGAUGUGAAAUUGAAAAAUAUUAAGAUUGAAACAAACCCAUGCCGUGAGGAAACUGAGAUAGUGGUUGGAAGACAUAAAGCUUUUGCUGUAUCAAGGAACAUAGGAGAACUAGGUGCUGAAAAGAGGACCUCAAUUCUUCCGGGAGAUGCUCCAUUAAAAAUUAUGGAAGAACCUUUCCAAACAUCACAGAGGGCUUCCGGGGAACAUUUAACAAUGCAAGAGCCUGACAGCAUGCCAAGGAAACAGUCCCAUGGUUCUCAAGAAGAUCUUCACCAUAGCACAGGAAAAAGAACGCAUAAACGAGAUGUUUGCCUCAAAAUGCAUCGUCUUGGCUGCCAGCUCUGCUUUUCCAGAAGGUCGAGAGAUGCCAGUUUCAUAAAGAAUACAUAUUUGCACAGAUUAAUUGGAGAACAUGAAGCUAAAAUAGUUUUGAUGCCAGUUCCUACAGAUGCUGAUAUUGACAAAAUUCAGCUGGAGAUUCAGGCAGGAUCUAGAGCAGCUUCCAAAAUAAUUAAUGAGGUAAACUCAGAGUCUGAGGAAGAGGAUGAAUCAUCUCCAUAUGAGGACAUUCAAGCUAAACUGAAGAGGAUUCUAGGCAUUGAAAAUGUGUUCAAGGUUGCAAACAAAACACGGCACCCGAAAAGUCGGCCAUCUAAGAAAGGAAACGCUAUGCUAGCAGAGCUUGGGACAGAGCCCAAUGCAAAAACUUCCUCCAGCUCAUCUUCUGCCUCCUCAACUGCCACCUCUUCUUCCUCAUCUUCUGCCUCCUCCCCUAAUCGUAAAAAGCCUAUGGAUGAAGAGGAGAAUGAUCAAGUAAAGCAAGCUAGAAACAAAGAUGCAAGCAGCAGCAGCAGCAGCAAGAGCAGUGACAGCAGUAGCAGCAGCAGCAGUAGCAGCAGCAGUAGCAGCAGCAAGAGCAGUGACAGCAGUAGCAGCAAGAGCAGCAGUAGCAGUAGCAGCAGCAAGAGCAGCAGCAGCAGCAGCGGUAGCAGUAGUAGGAGCAGUAGGAGCAGUAGCAGCAGCAGCAAGACAAGGAGUCGCCACAGCCAUCAAUCAGGGCAUCUAAGUGACAGCAGCAGCAGCAGCAGGUCAGUGAGUCACCACAGCCAUGAGCAUCACUCAGGACAUCUGGAAGAUCACAGCAGUAGCAGCAGCAGCAGCAGCAUGCAUUCCAAAAUAUGGGGGCGUCAUGAGAUUUAUCAGUAUCGCUUUAGAUCAGCACACAGACAAGAGUUCCCCAAAAGAAAACUCCCAGGUGACAGAGUUACCAGCAGAGACUCCUCUACCAGAUCCAGCCGUGACACAUCCCGAGCUGCUUCCUGGCCUAAGUUUCUGGGUGACAUCAAAACCCCAGUGUUGGCUGCUUUUCUCCAUGGCAUUAGUAACAAUAAGAAGACAGGAGGCCUCCAGCUUGUUCUAUACGCUGAUACCGACUCUGUCAGGCCGCGGAUGCAGGUAUUUGUGACAAACCUCACAGAUUCAAGCAAGUGGAAGCUCUGUGCAGAUGCUUCGGUCCUCAAUGCUCACAAGGCAGUGGCUUACCUGAAAUGGGGCCGGAAUUGCCGGGACUACAGAGUUUCUACUGAGCUGGUAACUGGACGGUUUGCUGGGCACCCUGCUGCACAAGUGAAGCUGGAGUGGCCCAAGGUUCCUUCGAGUGUCAGAUCGAUGGUUGAAUGGUUUUACAAGUUUGUCCCCGGGGCUGCAUUUAUGCUGGGUUUCUCUGAGAGAAUGGGCAAGAAUCCUUCUCGACAAGCCAGGAUGGUCGUGGCUCUAACUUCUCCGAGGACAUGUGAUAUUGUUGUCAAGCUGCCUGAUAUGACCCUCUAUCAAGAAGCCAUGAGGCUUCCUCUAUCGCUUCCUGUGGGUCCGAGGAUCCCAGCUUCAGAGCUGCAGCCUCCAAUCUGGAAUGUCUUUGCUGAAGCCCCCUCUGCAGUGCUCGAGAAUUUGAAAGCUCGCUGCUCAGUUUCGCACAACAAGAUCACAACCUUUAAUGAAGUCAAGUUCAACUACUCAAUGCCAGCAAGCUGCUAUCACAUCUUUGCUCAGGAUUGCAGCUCUGACCUUAAGUUCCUGGUGAUGAUGAAAAGUGCUGAAGAAGCUACAAACCUUAAAGCCAUCAACAUCAAGAUUGGCAGUCACGAAAUUGACAUGCAUCCUGUGAAUGGACAGGUGAAACUGCUGGUGGACGGGGCCGAGAGCCCCACAGCCAACAUUUCCCUCAUAUCUGCUGGUGCUUCUCUGUGGAUUCACAAUGAAAAGCAAGGGCUUGUACUUGUUGCCCCAGCCUUUGGUAUUGAUAAAUUGUACUUCGAUGGACAAACAUUCUCGAUUCAAGUUGCUUUAUGGAUGGCAGGGAAAACAUGUGGAAUCUGUGGAAAAUAUGAUGCAGAAUGUGAACAGGAGUAUCGGAUGCCCAAUGGAUAUCUAGCAAAAGAUGCUGUGAGCUUUGGUCAUUCUUGGAUCUUGGAAGAAGCGCCCUGUAAAGGAACUUGUAAACUGCAUCGCUCAUUCGUGAAGCUUGAGAAGACGGUUCAGCUUGCGGGUGUUGAUUCCAAGUGCUACUCUACAGAGCCUGUGCUGCGCUGUAUGAAGGGAUGCUCAGCUACCAAGACAACUCCAGUCACUGUUGGUUUCCACUGCCUCCCAGCUGAUUCAGCUACGAGCCUGGCUGACAAACAGAUGAAGUUCGACCAGAAGUCAGAGGACAUGCAGGAUACUGUUGAUGCACACACAGCAUGUUCAUGUGAGAAUGAAGAAUGCAGUACAUGAAGCCGUACAUUGCAGCACUGGAGAAUACAGAAACAUUUUAGUUUUUAUUGUGUUGUGUAAGAAGACUCAUCUCAAGAAGCAAUGGAAACGUUAAAUUAAAUGCUUAAAGAUGUGUGGAAUUUUCACAAGUAAUUUAAAGUAUUAAACUUUAUUAUUGUAGAAACUAUUCUAAUUGCCUAUAACUAUUUGA
Messenger RNA from Lagopus muta (rock ptarmigan), 8766 nucleotides. Its product is annotated as vitellogenin-2. Gene Ontology annotation, molecular function: lipid carrier activity. Bases 3147 to 8576 code for a protein of 1809 amino acids. The record is from RefSeq and is a predicted model, not a curated record. The transcript is spliced from 35 exons. NCBI's taxonomy places the organism in Eukaryota, Metazoa, Chordata, Aves, Galliformes, Phasianidae. Gene Ontology annotation, biological process: lipid transport.